AUGAAGUCAACGACAUUUUUGAUAUUCCCACUUCUUCAUCUUCAACUAGCCACCGCAAUCCCACUUAUCAAACGCACAAGUCAACCCGGUUCCGUCUCCGUGAAAUGGGGAGCCGCAGGGUUUCUGGGAGAAUUCACUAUUGGAGGUCAAGCGAUUGAUUUGUUAAUCGAUACCGGAUCUUGCGGGACUUGGGUCGUCGGUCCCAAAGCCUCAGAAUGCCGUACCCAAACACACUGCUACGACCCGCGCGACGCACCAAGAGUACCUUCAUCCACAGCCUCGAGUUUCAAACAAACCUACAACGAUGGACUCGAAGCCCGAGGUGACACGAUAGUAAUAGACACCUUCGGUUCUCAAAAGCCAAUCGGUGGAUUUCAAAUCGAGGAACAAUAUGUUCAAGUCGCCAGCGAUAUAAAGGGGGAUAAUGGGAAACCCUUAUGGGAGGAAAAGAAUGGUUUGUUGGGCAUGUGUAGAGCUGGAAGGUCUAGGUCUUCACCGAGACGUCUUGACACACUUCCAACUACAUCCGGUAACUUCGACUACUGGACUUCCUACCUCAAAUCCGAUGCCGAAGAAACUUGGUCCCUCUGCUUCGACUGUAUGGCCGAUUCAUCCCUCUACGACUCUUCGUCUGGUAUCACCGUCAAAUCCAUCGAUUCCAAGAACUGGUACGUCGAUUCAGACGGUUGGGCCGUCACGGUCACUGGUUCAGACGGAAAACCCGAAACCACAAAAUUCACUGCCGAUGAUAAGAUUCUAUUGGAUACCGGCGCAACCAUAACCGCUUUGGAUAGUGGAUCUUUAAAGGCUAUAGCGGCGGCUUAUGGUGGAAGUUGUAGCGGUGGGAGGUGUAGUUAUCCGUGCUAUAUCAAAGACGGGGAGUUCCCAGAUGGUUCGCCGAAGAAACAGGGUGUUAAAGUUACACUUCCAUGGGGGACUGGUAGUAUUCCAUUUGAACCGAGAGCCUUCUAUCGAGGAAGUUAUAGUUGCGGAGGUGGCAGUUGUACCUGUAGGUUUGGAUUGAAGACGAAGGAGGGGGCGCUUACAUAUGGCAGUGCAGUCUUUAAAUCUGCAUAUUUCAAGUGGGACGUGAAGAAUUCAGAAAUCACCACGUUCCGGUACAAAUAA
This is a messenger RNA of Orbilia oligospora ATCC 24927, 1128 nucleotides long. RefSeq lists its product as uncharacterized. Bases 1 to 1128 code for a protein of 375 amino acids. Gene Ontology annotation, biological process: proteolysis. Gene Ontology annotation, molecular function: aspartic-type endopeptidase activity. The transcript is spliced from 3 exons. The record is from RefSeq and is a predicted model, not a curated record. NCBI's taxonomy places the organism in Eukaryota, Fungi, Ascomycota, Orbiliomycetes, Orbiliales, Orbiliaceae.